This is a messenger RNA of Brenthis ino (lesser marbled fritillary), 270 nucleotides long. Lineage: Eukaryota; Metazoa; Arthropoda; Insecta; Lepidoptera; Nymphalidae. The record is from the annotation of a GenBank genome assembly.
AUGGACUUCUUGAGCAGAGUAAAGUACAGCCCAUCAUUCAGGAUGUCGGAGACUCCCGCGAGACCCAUGAAAUAUCCUUACACAUUUACUGCUAAGAUCGCGCAGUUCCCUUUCAAAUUCUACGUUCAGAAUCAAUGGAUCUGGCGCUACUGGAUGAUUGGAAUCGCGGUAGCCACCCCCGUGUUCUACAAGAUCCACAAAAUGGCUAAUUCCCCUGAGAAUGUGAGCAAAUGGGCUGAGAUGAGGAAGAAGGAAGCUGCUGCACAUCAU